CUUGAACGCUGCCAAAUUGUCUUCAUCACUUAUGCGUUUGAAAAUGGAAGGGAAAAGAGAUUUCAAUUCAUCAUCUAUCAUCGACCUAAAAGCUGAAUUAUUCAGAAAACAGGAGGAAUUCAAAAAGCAGCAGCUACAGAAUAAAAAUGCCACCACCAUCAAGGGAAAAACUGUAGAAAAAAAACCAACAAUAUGGAGCAAAAAGAACAAAGGUGUAUUAGAAAGAAAUAGCAAAGAUUUAGAAGAGAAAAUAGAAGAGGCAAAUCAGUAUGAGAAGUCAAGAAAAUGUUUAGAAGCCAAGGCCAAGUUGUAUGAGAAGAUAACCCAGGGAAGUGACAUUCCAGAGGAGGAUGGGAGUCAGGUUUACUUGGUGGACUUCCAGAAGAAAGCCAUUGAUAGGAUUGUGGAAGACAGAGACAAGAGGAGGAAGGAAGAGGAGGAAGAGAGAGAGCGACAAGAGGAAGAACUUCUGAAACACGCCGUAGUUCCUCCACCAGCCAAUGAAGGCGAGGAAUGGGUGGAUUAUGUUGAUGGGUUUGGAAGAUCCCGUCGCUGCAUGAAGAAGGAUCUCCCAGAACUGAUGCAGCAGGACAAAAACAUCCAUAGAAACAACAGUGUGAAGGUUGACAACAGAACAGCUGAGAUGGUGUCCAAUGAUAUGUACAAAGAAAUGCUUCGACAGAAAUGGGAGGAGGAAGAGUUAGCGGCCAUGAAUCAGCCAAUCCACUACUCUAAUGUCCAGUAUGAUGAAAUCAGAAGCCAUGGUGUUGGGUUUUAUCAGUUUGCCAAAGAUGAGGAGUCAAGAAAGGAACAGCUGGACACACUCAAAGAUAUGAGGGAAAAGACUAAAGAUGAGAGGGAUCGUAAAGAAAAAGUCAAGGAAAAAAGAAAAGCCAUUAUGGAAGCCAGACUGGCCAAAGUCAAACAGAGGAAAAUGAAAAGGGAAGGCAUUACAGAGCUUCCUGGAGAAAAAGAAAAUGAUGAAGAUGACAUAGGACCCAAACUCAGUGAAGCAGCACCUGAAGACAAAAAUGAGGAGAGAGACUCAGUAAAAAAGGAACCAGAACUGCCAACCAGGGACGAAAACAUCAGACGUGCUGGGACUCAGAGGGAGUGGGAUAAAGGCAAGGAAAAACUAUUCCCCAUGUCAAGUGAGCAAAGAUACUUUGAAGACAGAAGAAGUGAAAGAAUUGCUGAAUUUGCACCCCCAUCAAUGUAUAAAGAUAGUGACAAUUCUGUUGGAAAUAGGCUCAAAACAGACAUUGUGGUGUCAGGCCCAGGGCAUUCUAAGACAAAAAUAACCGAAAAACAGAUUGAAGACUUUUUGUCCCAAGAAAAAUUGAAUUCCCAACAAAAUAUGAGUUUGAACUCAGAAGGUGUUUCUCCUAACAAUGCAAUCAAAACCACAGACGAUAAGUUGUGGCCACCUGAACAAGUGCAAGAUAUACCCCUUCCACAGACUAAUCCAAGCUUAUAUCUGCCAAAUACGGGCACUGUGAGUGGACAGACACAGAGUGUACAUCAAACUAUUCCCUUCUACCCACCCCCACAGUUUGCCCCACAGGGGACCUUCGUGGUCCCAACAAAUGUUCCACCACCAGGGUAUAUGUAUGGUCAGCCAGGAGUACCCUCUUUUCAGCAGUGGCCCCAGCAACCUCAGUGUGCAGCUUAUUAUCCGUCUGCUACAACUGUAAGUUAUCCCAGCACAACCAUGUCUUCUGUACUCCAACAAAAUCACAGUACUGAUAUGACUGGAAGUCAGACAAUGAUUAAUAGUGAUGCUACUGUGAAUUCUGACAACUCUACGCAGCAGGUAACAAAACCUGUCAGGUAUAACAUUGUUGAUCCACGUUUGAUUCAGAAUGAAGAAGUUCUGGAAUCCACCCCACAAAAUUUUACACCAAUGUCAGAGAAAAGUGAAGAGUCCAAGAAAUAAAGACGAAGGAAUAAACUCAAAUGUGAUAUUUAGGUUUUAAUGCU
Molecule: messenger RNA, 1980 nt
Organism: Saccostrea cuccullata (small rock oyster)
Lineage: Eukaryota; Metazoa; Mollusca; Bivalvia; Ostreida; Ostreidae
Product: coiled-coil domain-containing protein 174-like
Exons: 11
Coding region: 32-1936 (634 amino acids)
Cellular component (GO): nucleus
Source: RefSeq, a predicted model, not a curated record